GCUUUGCUUCACCCUUUGCAGUUUACAUGUUGAAAUAUAUGCCUCAACUAUUAGUUUCAUUUCAUGAAGUGAGUGAACGUGUAUCAAAAAUGACUGUAACUUAUACAUCUCAAGUGACCACUUCGAGGCAUUUAAGCAACUUUUUGCGGCUGUUAUGCAGAUGGCGAGGCAGUAUUUAUAAACUAGUCUGGAUGGAUUUGAUUCUCUUCCUAAUUCUUUACAUUCUUCUGACGCUUUCAUAUCGUUAUCUGAUGAAUGAAUCGGCACGCAAAACCUUCGAGGGAAUUGUUGUAUAUUGUUCGGUGUACUCAACUCUCAUUCCAUUGUCAUUUGUGCUGGGCUUCUUUGUGACCCUUGUGAUGGGUCGUUGGUGGGCGCAGUACAAGAGCAUUCCUUGGCCGGAUUCGAUUGCUCUCCUGGUUAGCUCCUCGAUACAUGGAGCCGAUGAUCGUGCUCGAGCUAUGCGGCGCACAAUCAUGCGCUACGUUUGCCUCUGCCAGGUGAUUGUGUUCACAAUGAUAUCUCCCAGUGUGAAGAAACGUUUUCCCACCUACAAUCAAAUUAUUGAGGCGGGUCUGCUGCAAGAAAACGAGAAGAGCAUCAUUGCGGUGUUGGACAUUGCAUUUCCCUACUAUCCAAAGCACUGGAUGCCAAUUGUUUGGGCUGCCAGCCUCGUGAAUCGUGCUCGCCGUGAAAACAAAAUACGCGAUGACUAUGCUGUGAAAUCUAUAAUCGAUGAGCUGAAUAGUUUCCGCGGUUGGUGUGGAUUUCUGCUCUACUACGAUUGGGUCAGUGUACCAUUAGUUUACACUCAGGUGGUCACACUGGCCUGCUAUUCCUUUUUCCUCUGCGCCAUCAUGGGUCAUCAGUGGGUUGACACGGAGAAAAGUCCCUCGAGUCAGAAUGUGAUAUUUAAAUACUUUCCAGUGCUCACAAUUCUGCAGUUCUUCUUCUACAUGGGUUGGCUAAAGGUGGCAGAGUCCUUGAUUAAUCCUUUCGGUGAGGAUGAUGAUGAUUUUGAGCUCAACUGGAUGAUUGAUCGCAAUCUGACUGUGUCUUAUUUGAUUGUGGAUGAAAUGCAUCAGGAGCAUCCGCAGCUGCUCAAGGAUCAGUACUGGGAUGAAGUCUUUCCCAACGAGCUGCCCUACACCGACGAAUCGAAACGUCCCGUUCCACCGCAAAACUCCACAGCUCGAGUGGGCGCUAAUAAAUCGAAUCUUAGUUGGGAUGAAAAAAGCAACAUAAUACAAACAUCAUCGAUAUUUCUUCCUGGUGCCAUAACCGAAUCCUUUGCGGAGCGCAAAGAUGAAGUGAGGUCCACUGGAGUCCCUCAUAAUCAAAAUACCGUGCGAUCCGAACCAAUCAACUUGCAGCCAAGUCCCACAAGUAUGAACCUGGAGGAAUUGAUCGAUCAACGCAAUCGGGAGAGACGCGAACGCAUGCGACAUCGUUACCAGGACAUGCGUUCCAAUCAUAAAGCGACUAAUAGUCGCUAUGUUCUCACUGUAUUGCGUCCGCCUUCGGUUAGCAGUAGUCAACCUCUACUUGCAGAGGAAGCUGAGGAGGAGGAGGAGGAAGAGGUGAUUCCAACAUCGGAGCCAGAGAAGAAAGAUUAAAUGUGCAACACAUUAAAGCAGAAAUCAUAGAAUUGUCCCCGACUAUCGCAAUA
This is a messenger RNA of Drosophila sulfurigaster albostrigata, 1669 nucleotides long. RefSeq names its product bestrophin-4. The coding region runs from base 27 to 1616 and encodes 529 amino acids. Gene Ontology annotation, molecular function: chloride channel activity. The transcript is spliced from 5 exons. NCBI's taxonomy places the organism in Eukaryota, Metazoa, Arthropoda, Insecta, Diptera, Drosophilidae. The record is from RefSeq and is a predicted model, not a curated record.